AUGGUGCUGGAUGUCGUGGACGGUCUCGAGCUCACGAUUCAGAUCAAUAACGUCGGCGGUGCCGGCAGCGCGGGCGGUGGUGCGCGGCGGCGUGCGUGGGCGACCGUCGCGCAGAGGUCGGCAUCGGAGCUGGACGCGCUGAUCAACCUCAACGCUCGAUUCAUGCCGCAGAUGACGAGGGUGUUGAUCCCGGUGCUGGCCCGGGGACGGGGCAACAAGGAUCUGCUGAUGCGGCAGAGGAGGCGGCGGCACAGGGCGGCAAUCGUCAACGCGUAUGUCUCGCGGUGGAGUAGCUCGCUAGAUGCGGAGCUACGAGGCGAGGGACUCGAGAUUGAUGUCCACUCUCUGAUCGUGGGAGCUGUGGCCACGCCGAACGCGGGCCACGAUGGAUCGAUGGCGGGCUUGUUCUGUCCCGACGCUGAGACUUUUGCCACAAAGGCGUUGGCCAAGCUAGGCUGCGGGCAUGUGGUUUGUACGCCGUACUGGCCGCAUGGGUUGCAGGUUGGGGUUAUGGCUUGUUUGCCAGAGUGGCUGGGGGCCAAGUUCAUGCGCGAUACGGCGAGGCAGGCGCUGGCGAGGAUGGAGAAGGCGCAGUAA
Molecule: messenger RNA, 597 nt
Organism: Cladophialophora carrionii CBS 160.54
Lineage: Eukaryota; Fungi; Ascomycota; Eurotiomycetes; Chaetothyriales; Herpotrichiellaceae
Exons: 2
Coding region: 1-597 (198 amino acids)
Cellular component (GO): endoplasmic reticulum
Molecular function (GO): oxidoreductase activity
Source: RefSeq, a predicted model, not a curated record